UCUUGCUUCACCUCGUCAUCUGCUCAGGCAGCCCCCGAUGGCGGACUACGAUUUUCGGCCAGGAGGCUCACUCAAGUUCAAGGGCGGCGUUGCUGAAGGAGGUAUCGUGAAGAAAAAGAAGAAAUCUAAACACAAAUCAAACUCGCAAUCUGAUAGUGCGAAGGACCGCGAGCGUGAACGAGUGAAGGAAUUAUUAUUCAAAGAAGAGGCAGAACUUGCUAGUGGUUCGGCGUCGGGGAGUAACUCUCCUGCUCUACCGGGGAGCGAUGUCAGGAAAACGGACGCGGAACGACGUUUUGAGGAAGCGCAAAGGCGCAGGCUCGAAAAUAAAGUAGCUCAAUUGGCUCGCAAGACGCACAAAGAUCGCGUCAACGAGCUUAAUGCUAAACUUGAGUCGCUCAGUGAGCACCACGACAUUCCCAAGGUUGGCCCAGGAUAAUAUUUGCAAAAAAAUCGCGUUCAGCACUGCGUUCGGCUCAAAGCCCGGUUUUGUGCGGGCCUGCGGUGCAGAUUUUCAGUGGCGACGACUAUAUUCAUAUCAUCAUCAUGUCUUUGUAGACUGCUUGAAAUUCAUGUAUUUACACGCGAAGUGCCUGGGGUUCCACUAUUGCCACAUAUUUGUUAA
Messenger RNA from Suillus subalutaceus, 625 nucleotides. RefSeq lists its product as uncharacterized. Gene Ontology annotation, cellular component: nucleolus. The transcript is spliced from 4 exons. Lineage: Eukaryota; Fungi; Basidiomycota; Agaricomycetes; Boletales; Suillaceae. Bases 38 to 439 code for a protein of 133 amino acids. The record is from RefSeq and is a predicted model, not a curated record.